Etheostoma cragini (Arkansas darter) is the source of this 1416-nucleotide messenger RNA. RefSeq names its product endosulfine alpha b (gene ensab). Bases 18 to 503 code for a protein of 161 amino acids. NCBI's taxonomy places the organism in Eukaryota, Metazoa, Chordata, Actinopteri, Perciformes, Percidae. Gene Ontology annotation, cellular component: cytoplasm. Gene Ontology annotation, molecular function: protein phosphatase inhibitor activity. The transcript has 3 exons. The record is from RefSeq and is a predicted model, not a curated record.
ACGCCCCUUUAUCGGUGAUGUCACAUCUCGUUACGCCAUUUUUGUUGGGGAGCAGUCGUGUCAAGAAAAGAAGAUUAGAUUCAGUACAGGUAUCUCGCGUAUUCAUCUCUUCGAGUUGUCCGCAAAAAGGACACUUGCUUGUCCAUUACCCUCACACAAUGUCGUCAGAAAACCUACACUCGGACACUCAGGUGGACUACGAGGACGAGAAACAGGACUCCCAGGAGAAGAAUGCGAACCCUGUGAAGUCAGAGGAGGCCAAGCUGAAAGCCAAGUACCCCAGCCUGGGCCAGAAGCCCGGCGGCUCAGACUUCCUGAUGAAGAGACUACAGAAAGGGCAAAAGUACUUUGACUCAGGAGACUACAACAUGGCCAAGGCUAAGAUGAAGAAGCUUCCUGUGGCAGGGCCCGACAACAACCUGGUAACCGGCGACCACAUUCCCACGCCGCAGGACCUGCCCCAGCGGAAGUCCUCCUUGGUGACCAGCAAGCUAGCCGGCUAGCCUCCAUCAUCCUAGAAGCGCCCUCACGGCCCCUGGGGCUCCCGUCAAAUGUCCCUCCUCCUCACCCACGCGUCCCCCAAUGUGUCCAUGCCCUCCCCUGUCUUCUGUUUUUAUCCCAAGGCACCACAGGCUUUAACAUGUCGGGCAGAGUUGUAGAAGUUAAAACUCCAUUUGCUUGUAUGUGGGUGGGGCGGGGUGGGAGGGAUGGAGGUUUAGGUGGCCCACGAGGCCGCAGCCUUCUCUGCCUUCCCACCACGCACAGCUCUGCCCCCUCUGCGCACUCUGCUCUGCCGCCACCCGUAUGUCUUGGUUUUUGGUGUUCCAAGAUGCAUCACAGUAGGUGUGUCAUCAGGCAGGGGUUGGAUGGGGUGAGUAAAUGCACUUUGUAGUCUGUAUAGUAGGCUUUGUUCUUUUUUUUUGCAUCCUAAGUGACACCAAAAUAAUUUGUGUAAGCUAGUUAGGAACCACGAUGGCUGCACGUCCCUCGAUUUUUAUUUUUUAUUAGUUUUUAUGUUGCCUAUCUAUGCUGGUGGCUGGCUUCGGUGUGAGGGGUUUGAAAGAUGUAUGUGAAUAAUGGCUUGCUUACCAAAUACGUGAGGGGCAGCUGCCUCUAGCUCGUUAGCAUUCACUGGCAUCACAUUGGGAAAUGAGGGAAAUUAAUGGAGGCUCCCUUUCAUCUCAUCCUUCAGCCCACCUUUCGUCGAACAUAAACCCUGAGGUGAUCUGCUGCAGCUCAGCCAAACAGGACCCCCCCCUCUCUGUUAAUGUUAAUGCUUUAAUUCUUGACUCCAGUCACUCCUGUUCUCUCUAAAUAUGCUGCAUGAUUGUAACAUGUAACAAAAAAGAAAUGUAACGUGUUUUUUGUUUUGUUUUUUAAACGGGAGUGGGGCAUCAGCUUAGUAAUAGGAAGUAU